AUGUCAUUCGCCGACUUUUGCAAAGACAAAGUUGACUUAGACUUUGGUUUCUCAAACCUCAACACUGAAGUAAACUAUUAUUUCAAUGCUGCUGGAACUGCUUGGGACCCAGUUAAGUUCACAUGCGAAAAAUUUGAAUGCAAGAGAAUAGAAAGCAGACUUGCAGUCUAUAUGUUGGACCCAGAUAUUUCAAAUGCUUUAGCUGCCAAAUAUAUUGCAGUUCCACUUAUGUUCCCUAUACACCAAAUAUCUGUCAAAGACUUUGCAGGUGAAGUUGGAAACCAAAGUGCUGACCCAGGUGCAAGAACAGAUAUUGCCUUAACAACUGCAAUGAAACAUGCAGAUACUAUGUUUGUACUGUUCAGACGAACUAUAAAUGACUAUUCUUGCUUCUACAACCCUGGUAUUAAAUAUCAUAUAAACAUAGAUGGCAAAUACUAUCCAAGAGAAGAAUAUUCUACAGUUGAGGAUAUGAGGUCAUACAACUUGACAUUAGAUGCUAUGAACUUUAACAACAACUUCACAACAACCAUUAACCCUGAAAUGCAAAGUUCUAUUAUGCCAUAUGUGAAAGUAUGGACUCAUACAGGAGCUCAAAAAACUCAAUAUACAAAUGGAGACCGUUCAAACUUUUGGCUUGGCAUUCCAUUUGCUGACUCAGAAGACUUUAUGGGUGGUAUUUCAACUGUUGGUACA
Trichomonas vaginalis G3 is the source of this 696-nucleotide messenger RNA. Its product is annotated as protein of unknown function, DUF4106 family. The transcript has a single exon. Lineage: Eukaryota; Parabasalia; Trichomonadida; Trichomonadidae. The annotation marks the transcript as partial. The record is from RefSeq and is a predicted model, not a curated record.